Molecule: messenger RNA, 2067 nt
Organism: Candidozyma duobushaemuli
Lineage: Eukaryota; Fungi; Ascomycota; Pichiomycetes; Serinales; Metschnikowiaceae
Gene: FGR47
Product: Fgr47p
Exons: 1
Coding region: 1-2067 (688 amino acids)
Source: RefSeq, a predicted model, not a curated record
AUGUCGUCUCUCAAAAGACCCCUCCCGGAGCAGUUGCCCACGCCGGAGGAAUUGGCCCGGGUUUUCAAAAAACCUACUCGGGACCACAACGACACCAAGGUCAUGGCACAGCUACCACCGCCUUCAAACCACGAACUGGGACUAGAUGCUCCGCUAAGACAUGCUGUGCCUCCUUCCAUAAUGCCCGUUUUGGCUUCUCCCUACAAUGAACACGACUUCUUUUCAGACUUGCAACAAUACUCAGACGAGGAGACCCUACAACGGAAGGCACAGAUAGACCAGAUAUUGCACUUCUUUCCGCCACCAGCACAGCCAUUAAUACCGCAUGAACAGGUGAAAGCAGAGGGUGGAAUCGCUGUGCCUUUUAUAUAUCCGCCAGUUCCGGCCCUCCGACCUGACUACCACUUGAACGAUACCUUCUUGAAGCCAACAAUCAGCCCUGUGGAACAGCAGCACACAACACAACAGCCAUACGAGCGGGCUGAAAUUAAACGCUUCGGUAUGAAUGAUAGCAUAAUCUGGCCCGUGAUACCGCCACUACCGUUCCCUCCUCCACGCUACAUGCCUUACCCAUUGAUGGCACAGAAGGCACCCUUAACCCCAGGAGAGGUUUUUGAGGAGUGGAUUGAGGCUCUGGAGCACUUGCCAAGGGUGGAUAUGGUUGUGGCUAGUGCAGCAGGCUCGAUCGUGGAUAUACGGUCGGAGCUGGAAGCACUCGGGUUUGAUGUAGUGAAGCUCGACCGAUGGAUUAAGGAUAGGCAGCAGGAGCUGGAUCCUGAGGGCGAAGAAGGUGUGAAGAGUGAAACGGAUCUGGAUGCUGAACGGGACGACUACGCCAGAUACGUGAAACAAGUCGACACCACCAAUGUAUUUGACAUUCAUGCAAACGACAGGCCCAAUUUGCUUGAGGUGCAUUCGGAUCUCAGAAAGGAGUAUUUACGAGUGGCGCCUUCUGAAGAACAAGACUCCCUGCUGGUUCUCAAGACUCACGAAUGGAGUGAAGAAGACAUAGUCGAGGGUGCAUCUGAUGUGAUGCCUCUUCCAGCAUACUUGAGACACGCAAAGGACGUUGUGAACGCUGGAGGUGGUACAAAAGAUAAGAGGAGGAGAGAGCUAUUGGAGUCAGCGAACACCGUGACACGGUUUGUCGACUAUCACAAGAAAAAAGUGUAUGCUGCUCGUAAGCUCAAGCUACUAGAGCGUUUACGGAACCUUCAGAACAGCAGAAUCUCCCUCAAUGACAAAAAUUUGUCCACAGACGAUGUCGAGCUCAAUGAGUUUAUUCAAAAUCGGAAAAACGAGCGGGAUCACGAAUUGCUCCGUUUGAAGCUCUAUCACAAUCAUGAGAAGCUCAAGGCGGCACAAUUGUUCUACCAGUCGUCCAACAGCACCUACAAGGGCCUCAACAGGAUCAUCAUCAAUAAGUUGCGCAAGCUCAAGCACUUUCUCGAACACCAACAACUGGUGCUUGCCGGUAUUGGCCCCGAUGCCGAGAUAUUGAACUUGAGAAGCAAGGACAGCGCCAAUUUGGUGAAUUCCUUCGUGGAACAAGAUUACUCCAACGAUGUCAAGCAGGUGUUUCGUAAUGCCACCAUCAACGAAGACAGGGGAGAGAACAACCCACCCGACGUGAAGGUUGCAAACUUCAACAAGGUCUACACCAGUCGGGAGCAUUCACCUCUGGUGCAUGACUUUAUGCCAUUGGCAACUGAAGAAGAAUUCAAACUAGUCACUGGAGAUGCUCCAACGAAGCUAAGUGCCAAGGAUCAGGCCCUCAAGGGCAAAUUCUCCAGGCACCAGAUCUUCCAGAGUCCAUUGUACGACAGAAUCACGUCUGGAUCGGAUUCAAAUGCUUCUGACAGCACAGCAUCGACAACCAAGAGAAGGCCGGGUAGAAGAGCGGCGCCCAAACCCUUGUUAGGAGAAGAGCCCAGCAAAGAACGCAGUGAAGCAGCACUUGUGGCCAAAAUAAUGAAGCAGUUCGUUGGACCAGCAGCGGCCAACGCAGACGAGCUCACUGAGGAUCUCGACUUGAUGAACGUGAACACUCGGUGGCCCGUCAGGUAA